GUUGAAACAAACCCGCGCGCUGCUGCAAUGAUGGCUAGGAUGUGACGUUUAACAGAAUACUGUUGUUGUGUAGUUUGUUUUGGUUUUCACCGGAGAGACAGAUGACCAUGGAGUUGUCGUCGCUCUUUAAGAAGAUCGGUCACUCCUUAGUGGAAAUCAGAGUUCGGGCACUUAAAAAUAUAAGAAGCAAACUGGAUCAUGGUCUCAUCUCCACUCCUGAUCUGGUCCAGGAAAGGAUGCUAUUUGUUUACCUUCUGGAAUGGUUUAAUUUUCCUGAGGUUCCAAUGCAAGAGGAGGUUCUAGAGUUGAUCAGCACAUUGUCCAGGCACCCAACCGGAGCACAAAUGCUGCAGGAUGUAGGGGCUGUCGAAUUCCUAACACAGCUUUCGCCUAAUGUGGAUCCUCGCCUUCGAACAGUCGUAGACGGCAUCUUCGAUCAGCUCUUCCACCUCCCCGAGGUCCUGCCUAGUUGUCCACCCACCACCUCCUACCAGUCAUACUCUGUUCCCUUGCGGCGGACAGAAGAGGACUCGUCGGCUAGGGGAUAUUUCCAGUGCAGUAAACCCAAGCAGACAGAUGCUCCAACCCCCAGAGUAUCAGUCAGUACGUCUAUUAGAUGCUUGAAGUUCUCUGUUUUUCCAUGGCUGUCUUUGAACACAACAGAUCGACAUAUAUUGUCAUCAAACGAAAGUUCACUUAGAUGCGACAACCACACUUUAGUGCGAACCACCUGUGAGCUUCUCCGUGAUGUCAUCAUGCAAGACUUCCCCGCUGAAAUAUUCCUACAAAGGCCAAGUACAGUGCAAAGUCUCCUGUCACUUCUUGGUCUGAAUGUUGACGGUGAUGUCAGUUACCUGACGUUUCAGGCAUUGGCCUGUCUAGAGCAGCUCUGUAGAAACCUGAGGAGCCGCCUACGUUUCUACAGAGACUCCAGCUUCUGCUCCGCCAAGCAAGACCCCAUCUCUCAGAACUCCUCUAUCUCCUACUCUCAGGAGGUAAGAGGGACCCAGCAGUCAGGGGUCACUACCCCAGAGGAAUGUUCCCCCAGACCCUCUGUGGUGGGUCGACCUGGGCAGAGAGUUCGAGGGGAUGGCCAGGACGGGGAUGCAGCCUCCUCUAGUGGUAGCAGCAGUCAGAGAGGGGUGCCCCCCAGGCCAACCCAGCGGUCUCCUCUCCCGCAGCCCCACCUGGAGCUCCCUCCAGAGAUGGAGGCAGAAGAGUCACUAGAGCUACAGCUGCAGCAGUGGAGCCUGGCUAGAUUUAGUGUGGCGGCUGUAGAGCACACACUGCUUCUCAUCAGGACAGACAGCCUGAAGGUUUUCCAACGGGCGCUGGAGCUGCUGGCAGAGGCGCAGAGGCUGCUGGGAGACAGCGUUGCCCCUGAGGUGUGGGACGAGCACAGCCUCGCUGCGACAGAGCUGAGGGAGAAAUUACAGGCAUGUAUAGAGACACUGGGAGAUGUUGUCUGCUACCAUCAUGGUAUGACAUCCUCUGAACAACCAGAUUCGUCUCUGAUCCACCAUAGAAUGGCCUUCGUGGGCACUGGCAUUUUCACCAUCCGUCUCCUGCAAACCUUGUUACCUGUGGAGAAGGCUGGAGAUAACCUUCCAGAGAGUACAGUGGCUGCCAUAUUUCUCUUGUGUCUUAAUACAUCCUUCAGUGUGGCGUACCCUAGUAUCCAUGAAUCAGCAGUGGCUUACUUGGAGCAGGCUUGUUCUGAAAGAUACAGCCUGUAUCGUAGAGUAUCUCGUGUUUCUAACUGCAUGGAGGCUACAUGCACCUUUCUAAAGGAUGCUCUGGCUGAGGGUGAUAAAAAUUGGCAUGAACUCUUGGAGCUUGCUGACCAAGCAAUAGAUGCUUUUCCGUACCAUCAGCACCUGCCGGUGGUGAAAGAAUGCAUCCAGAUUUGCUCCUACCUGUGGAAAUUUGCACAAGCAAGCCCGCUCCUGCAGUCGUCGAGUCAGAAGAUAUUUCUGAAGCUUUUGUCUCAUCCUCUGUCCCCGGUGAAGGCGGAAACCUACUCUUGCACACUGAGCAUUUUGAAGGAGUCUUUGGGAGUUCAGAACGUGGCCAGACCCACCUCAUCCAUCUGCAGCAGCGUGCAUUUCUUGCUUCACUCUCGUGUCCUGUAUGAGAUCAGUGUGUUUGGCCUUCAAGACCAAGCAAGAGAGGUGAGCUCCACUGCCAAGGAUAUUCUCCUCUAUCUGCUGAAGGGGGGAUUGAUGAUGACAGCCACAAGUUGGAGCAGAUUUAAUGAGGCACUUUACCCGGUCAUUCCCAUAUUACAGAGUUAUGCAGGCACAGAGGAUGCCCUGGGAAAUUGCAUCCUGCUGAUAAGUGACACAUCUGCCAAAAAGGGAGAUGAGGUGCGUUCACCAACAGCCAGACUACGGGCCGCCCUCCGGCUUCUGUUCACCAAGCACCACACUGUGAGGAAUACAGCAGUCCAGCAACUUCUACCACACUUGACCAGCGCUGAGGGUGUCAGUACCUCCAGACCAGCCCUGGACAGCUCCACACUGUCAUCUUUAUCAUCUCUUUACGUUCUCAACAAAUGUGUGGACAUUAAGUUAAAUAACUCAGACAAGUCAUAUGUAAAGGUGGAGUCUGUAAAUAAGCUGUACAAUAUUCUCACAUCGGAAACGGUGGAUAUAGUUUUGCGAAGAUCUUCAGCUGAACAGUUGGCUGUCGUUCUGCAGGAUCCAUCAAUGCACUCUGUGCUGAAGGCCUUGGGUCUACCAGACACGCUCAUAUCUUUCAUCACGGAGAGUGUCAACAACAAUGUGGUGGGCAUGGAUUGCUUGUUGGAGCCAAGUGUUUGCAUGCUGAGGAAACUGGUGUUUGCCGACCCCUCCCUGCGUCACAGUCUGGCCCUGCAGACGUCUCUUCUCAUCACGCUGCUAAAAGCAUCUCUCUUAAUAAAGGAGAACAAGGGUGAUGUGAGCGAGGCUGCUGCAUUGAUGUGCAUGCUACUGUUUGAUGAAAUAGCACGCAUGGAUGUUUGGACUGACAAAGCUAGCUCAGAUACAGGCUUGUCUCCUUUCUCACUGCCUGCCUCUGUUAUACGAAGGUAUAAUCUGCCAUUUCAAGCUCCUGCACACCACACAGUGAGCCCAUACUGUUCAGUUCUCCCUCCAUACUCGGAUCUGCUAAAUCUGAAGCCUGCCUGGGAAGCACUGCAGAUCACGUGGAACAGAGCAUGGUAUUCUGGGACAGAUGGACUGUUAGAGCAUCUAAGGGGCUUUAGGAGUGAUGUACCAGAGUUUCAUAGUGAUCUGGUGCUGUCCGAAACUCAGGCUGUGGUGUUACGGUUAAGCAACAUCAGAUCUGGUUUACAGGACUGCAUUCAUGCAGUCCGUGACGCGAGCUCCCACAGCGCUGUGACCUUUGCUGUGACUAGAAUGCACCUGUACCUCCUCGUUGACAGACUGGCCCUCAAACCCACCGCUCAGAGCAGCAAAAGCAUCCUGCAAACCCUUAGCUGGCACUCUGCUGUUGAAAGAUUCCUCUUGGUGCGUCCAGCUUGCCGUGAAGACGAGAGGCUUUUGGUGGACAUUGUGUCAUUCCUCAACACCUUCUUCAAGCAAAAUCAAUCUGAAUCAGACCACCAGGACCUGAAAUGGUUCUUAGAACUGCUUCUAAACAAGGAAUCACACACGCUGCUGAACUUGUUGCUGAGUGGUGAGUCACAAACAUACACAAAGAUCAAAUCGCAGGAGGUGGCCGAAGAGCUCCAAGCCCACCUCAGUCACCGAAUUCAAAGAGAACUGACAGGCCUCUUCAACACUUUGCUUCUACGACUGACACACACUUCUGACAGGAUGAGUGAGUUGUUAUCCGGCCCGUUUGCCUCUGAGCUGUCUCUACGCCUGCUGCAGGGUCUGCGUUUGUCCGAUGCCCCUCGCUUCUAUGGCCUGCCUUCUCUGGAGCGCACACUCAGGACCAUGGCACAUGUGACUGCCCUACCAGGCUGGAGCACACAAACGCCCAGCAUAGAGCCACAGACACUUUGCCUCAAGUACCUCAGUGGCCUCCUGGAGGUCAUCUCCUCGUUUUAUGUAGAUUUGGGAGGAAACUCAAUGUCUUUCAUGGGCAAAGGAGUGACGAAGAAUGCAGUUAUCUGCCUGCUUCACCUGUCACAUGAGAUGAUAAAGGACAGUAAAAAUGAGGACUGGAUAUCUUUGUGGUCUCUGGGCCGUGAGCAAAGUUCUGAUGAGCAGAGUGCCGCCCAGCUUGGAUUGGCCUGGUUAAUUCCCCUGUGGGUGGACCGUGACCCUGAGGUACGCUGUGCCAGCCUGGCUGUGGGUGCAGCUCUUAGUUCGCUGGAGAGAGGAUGUGUGGCGUUGUCAGAGAGUUGCCAGAACAUUUCGGGCGGCCUGUGGGCCACGGUACUCAACAUCCUGCUGGAGAAACGGGAGUGCAGUAUGGUGCGCAGGGAGGCAGCGUUUAUAUUGCAAAACCUACUUGUGAUGCCAAUGCCUGCAAAUGCAGAAGAGGCCAAAGAGGGUGCCUGGCAGAGUCCCUGUGUCCAUGACGAGGAUUCAGGCUUGUGUCUGGUUGGGCUUCCUGCCCUGCAGGCUCUGUUGUACCACUGCCAGUUUUUUGAGAGCAUUGCCCAGAUGGUGAAGUGCUGUUACACGGGCAGACAAGCCUUCACUCUCAGCCCCCUUCCACCACUAGCCAAUGUCACCCAGGACACAGAUCUGAAUGAUUCUUUGAAGCACUGGAGAGGGAUGCUCGCUCCUCUAAACCAAAGUCAGGGCUCAGGAUCCAUAUCCACCUCCAGCACUCUGAUAACGUCAGGUAGCUCUAGUGGGACUCAUUCUCCAUUUCCGACCUCUUCUGCAAUCCUGGACAUUCCAGUCAACAGACUCACUGCUCAGGGUCAGAGUGACACAGACAGCUCAGACUCCGCCCUCUCUCAAGAGUCCCACCUAGUGGGGAGGGCUGAGCCUGUUGCCACAGCAACCCCACACCUGUUGCUAGCUGUUUGCGGCCUACUGGACAACCUGCUGGCUGUGCUUCCUGAGUUUAGUCUAUCGGCUCUUAAACAGAACCAAAUAUUGGAGAGCAUGGUCAGUGUGGUGGAUGCAGCAGUCAUAGUUCAGUGUGUGAAUGAGUUGAGGACACCUUUUCUCUCAGCUGCUAUGGAAGAUGCUAGACACCAGGUGCUGACUAGUGUGUAUUAUGUGCAGAGUUUGUGCAAGCUCUUGCAAUCAGCUGCAAUGCACAGUGAGGAUCUACCAUUCCAGCGAGAGCUCUUCAAACCCCUGCUGAAUAACCUCAUUUCCAUCCUCACGCUGCCUGUCAAUGACUUGGAUGUGCAGGCCCAGGGUGCAGUGCUUCACACCUGGGCGGACGUGUUGAUGCUCCUGGCUACUCUGUUGCACAGGAAUCAAGCUGCGGUCGGCCCAUCUGUCGCUGUGGCACUGGGGAAGCACUGGCAGCGUUUUUCAGACACUGUCCAAGUAUGUUUGGAGCACUGGGGUGCAGAAUCUCCAAUCUACACCUCAGCCAUGCAGUUUCUGUGUGUGCUUUUCACGGAGGAGUCCAAGAGAAGAUCAGGAGGCCACACAGAGGAUCAGCCCAGCUCGAGGUCCUCUUUAACUGCAGUCUUGUCCUCUGAGCCAGGAGAGGUCAUGUGUGAACUACUGCUAGAGCGAUAUGAGAAGAUUCCAUUCCCAGACCCUCUGAAAAAGGUGACGGCCAAAGCGCUAAUGUCUCUUUUAGCCUGCAGCCCCAGUGCUCAGAGUUAUGCAUGUAAAGCUGGUGUGAUUGACAGCUGUCUGGAACGCAUGAAGAACAUUUACGCAGAGCUUCACCUGGGGUCUGUGAAAGCAAGCAAGCGUGCUCACAGGAGGAAGCAGGUGGAGAACAGCAUGAGAGAGCUUAAGAUGAUUCUAGAGAUACUGCGAAAUUGCCUCUAUCAACAUAAUGAAUGUAAAGUUGUGGCCACAGAGCUGCGUCUGGUGGUGGUACUGAUGGCCUUGUGGCCCUGGAUCUUGCUGGAUGACCCCAGCAUGACGGCUGCCCUGGAACUGCUGUGUGUUUACACAGCCAACUGCACAGCGGCAUGCAGUGCUUUAUGUAGUAACAGCAGCAGUGGUGGCUCAGCUGAGUCUGUUCUUCCUAAGACUACGAUCACAAAUUCACUGAUGCAUGGGGUGAUGAAGCUGGCCUCACAGGUUGCCCCUGACAACAGCAGCAUCCAGAGUCUGGCUUUCUCAUUGUUGGCCAACUUGGCCAUCUCAAGAGACUGCAAAGGUGUACUGCAGAAGAGUAAUUUCCUGCAGCACUUCCUGUCUCUCCCCAUGCGUAAGGCAAGUGGUCGGAGUGGUGGGCCGGCGGUGGAGCUGCUGUCACUCUGGCUCAGGCUGCUGCUGAAUGUGUCCUUCGGGGAGGAUGGACAGCAGAUGAUCCUCAGGCUGAGAGGAGCAUUGGAGCUGCUGGUGGAACUGGCCCAGUCCAAACACUCCAGCUGCAAACCCACCAUCCUGCUUAUUCUCCACAACAUCUGCUUCUGCUCCUCUAACAAGCCCAAAGUCCUGGCCAACGAUAAAGCCGUUGAGCUGCUGGUCUCUUGUUUGAGCAGUAGUUCAUCAGAUGUACGUACCAUAGGAGCUUCUGCCCUCUGGGCUCUGUUGCACAACAAUCAAAAGGCAAAGGCUACUUUGAAGUGUCCUUCCAUCAGACUGAAACUUGAAGAGGCAUUCGUGUCCGCCAGGAAAGAUGCAGAACAAAGCAGUGACAAACCCUUGAAUGCCUAUCUUCUCAAGUGCCUGAGAUAUCUCACACAGAUCUUCAGCUCCUAAGUGCCUCACUGCUGAUGAAGAUCAUGGUUGUCAAACAAGAAUUGUUCGACUGGUUGAGGUGAUUGCGGAUUCUUGCAGCUGAAACAUAAAGUGCCUGUGGUCCCCGUCAAUGCUGUAUUCAUUCUGUCUCAGAGGAGCAAGAU
Molecule: messenger RNA, 6955 nt
Organism: Myxocyprinus asiaticus (Chinese sucker)
Lineage: Eukaryota; Metazoa; Chordata; Actinopteri; Cypriniformes; Catostomidae
Gene: rttn
Product: rotatin
Exons: 50
Coding region: 102-6812 (2236 amino acids)
Biological process (GO): centriole-centriole cohesion; centriole replication; ciliary basal body organization
Cellular component (GO): centrosome; centriole; ciliary basal body
Molecular function (GO): protein binding
Source: RefSeq, a predicted model, not a curated record